AACUCAACGGUGAGUUUCGGAGUUCCCUGCACAAAAUUGAAUAUAGAUGAUUCUUAUAAAAUGACAAUUUCCACUAAAAAAUUGGUACAAAUUGCUGGUUGGGGAGGUUUGGUAGUCGCUUCUACUGGGUUUUAUUUACAAAGUCGUUUAGUGGACCAGGUCCGAAAUUAUGAUUAUUACAAAACAGCUUUAAAAAGGCUGAGAACUCACCCAGGUGCUGUAUACUACCUUGGAGAACCUAUCAAAGAUAAAUCCUUUAAGUUAACUGAUACUAAUAAUAAUUUCUCUGAUGGCAAGACGGCUAGAUUUCGUAUCCCUGUAUCAGGACCUAAAGACAAAGGAACCUAUUAUUUUUGGGCUAAAAAAGAUGAUAACCAGUGGAUCAUAACGAAAGCAGAACUGGACAUAAGUUCAAAAUCAGAUGUAGCAUUAGUCAUAGUAAAGGACACAGAAGUUCCAUAGAAAACCAUUGUUGCAUUGUAAAUUAUAAUCAUAAAUUGCCAGUUUUAUACUUACUAAUUUCAGGGCAUAAAAGUUUAAAUAUGUUUGUUGGAUUC
Messenger RNA from Achroia grisella, 557 nucleotides. RefSeq names its product cytochrome c oxidase assembly factor 1 homolog. The record is from RefSeq and is a predicted model, not a curated record. Lineage: Eukaryota; Metazoa; Arthropoda; Insecta; Lepidoptera; Pyralidae. Gene Ontology annotation, biological process: mitochondrial respiratory chain complex IV assembly; mitochondrial respiratory chain complex I assembly. Gene Ontology annotation, cellular component: mitochondrial inner membrane. The transcript has a single exon. Bases 61 to 462 code for a protein of 133 amino acids.